GCCGCCGUGGCCGGUCUACGCGAAGAAUCUUGGGUGUUAUGGAAGUUGGCGUCUAGGUUGACAGCCGUCAUCGUGCAACACACUAACCGGUAGAUACCUUUGAGGCCUCUUCCGGAUAUCAGUAUGAGAAGUCCUAAUCCCUGUUGAUUCUCGUUGAGUUCAUUCUAAAGUCAAUACAAAUAAGGGGGUUAUUGGGCCUCGUUCUUCUGUUAAGCAUACGUACCGUCCCAUAAACAACCACCCUCUCCCGCCUUCCUUUCAUUAUAUUAUCCUACUCUUACUAUGAUAUUCUCUAGUAUUGAUGGUAUACAUUGGAUCGCCGACUUAUCAUCGACAAGCAUUCGUUACCAUGCUAUACAUCGAGUCGUGCUCCAACAGGACGCCAGCUCAACCUGAGAAUGAUCUUGGCCAGGGAACUGACGCUAAUACUAACUCGGCAUAUCGAGGUUACUUCCCAGGUUGCCAGCACCACUCCCUUGAACAGUCCUCGGGCUUUACUUUCCAGGCGGGCAUUGAUAUCUCAGCUUUCCCCAUUCCAUCGCCUUCCCCCCCAAUCGAAAGUUAUAUUGGUGCUUGCCCACAAAUGGCGAUAUUCCCAGAUAUCGGGCAACCUGUCGAACCCACCAGCCCUGGCCACAGUUGUCCAUACGAUCAAGAUCAGUUUGCUAUGCUCAGUCCUGGCCAGUUUAAUGAGCAUGAUGAGCAGCUUUCCACGAUAGUCCUCGACCAAGUUCAACUCGCCACACCCAAUCUCGACGAGCCUGGUUUCCUUGAUUAUCAUCGACUGACUAUGUCGAACCCCGAUCAAGGCCAAGUCCCCGCGCUCUAUUUUGAGCAGCCCGGGUUCUCCGGUUUCGAUGAGUUGGUUACGUCAAGCUUCAACCAGAAUCAGCUUGCUGCGCUCAGUCAUACCCACUCUGAUUUAUCCAGCCAUCAGUUUGAUACGUCGAGCCUUGACCAAACCCAAUUCAAUACGUUCAAUUCUGGCCAGUAUGAUUCGUCUGACUGUAGCCAGUUCACCGCGUCGACCCUCAACCAACCCGAUCCGUCCGGUUACGAUCUGGCCGGUGCGGUCAGUCCUAGUCAGUCUAUUAUGUCCGCCAGCCCUAGUCAGCCCACUAGUCCCGACGAAUUUACGCCGCCAUCUGCUGGCAGCUCUAGGUCUCUGCAUUACUGUAAGGAGUGUGGGCGUGAAUUCCAAUAUGACAAGGAUCUGGCCCGUCACUUAAAUACCACCAAGGUGCAUGGUAAUCUUCAACACUACCAUUGCGCUUGUGGGAAGGGUAAGCAAUCACGCAAGGACAAUCACAAACGUCACGUGAAAAAUUGCGAGAAGAAGAAGCAGGGUGGACGUUACAGAUGCAAGUGCGGCGACGAGGAUACUCACGAAAAUGACCAUCUCCGACACGUUAAAAGUUGCGGACGGCGUCGUGUUGGUCGCCCACCCUGCCCUCGAGGCCGAGCUGCCUCCGGCCCAUCCCCGGCCUAGUACGUCUGGAUUUUCCCGUGGCUACCACCGGGAUAAUGUUUCCUCAUGUGGCUGGAUUUGGACGCAACUUCUUUUGGAUUGGGU
Messenger RNA from Hypoxylon trugodes, 1573 nucleotides. RefSeq lists its product as uncharacterized. The transcript is spliced from 2 exons. The record is from RefSeq and is a predicted model, not a curated record. Lineage: Eukaryota; Fungi; Ascomycota; Sordariomycetes; Xylariales; Hypoxylaceae. The coding region runs from base 302 to 1489 and encodes 395 amino acids.